AACACACUAAAUUUGUGCAUUUACAUUUAGUCACAAAAUUUCUAUUGCUUUGCUCUUUUAUGGCCAGGUCCUAGAAAGUGUCGUCAUACUUCUGAAGAGAAUUCACAAGUCUACAAAAGAAGAAAGGCUUGUUGUGAGAAUAUUGCUCCCACACUGCGGCAUGGCAUGGGUAAAGGUUUGAUGACUUAUAUGGGUGCUUCAGCAAAGAAAAAUGGCAGGGGCAAAGGUAUGAUAACUCAAAAGGGUGCUGCAGUGAAGAAACAUGGCAUUGGCAAAGGUUUGAUGACUGUUUGGCAGAUGACAAAUCCUGAUGCUAGAAAUCUUUCUCCUGAUGGUAUUUCAAGUGAGAGCCUUGUCCAACAGAAGACAAAAAAAGGGCAAACUGUUUUGAGAAAAUUGACUAACAAAGAACAGGCUAAGAGGAAGCGUCCUCCAAGAAGUAGAAAGGUGGAGUACCAGAAAUUUGAAAAGAGAAAUCGUAAAGAAAAAUGCGAACUUGCUCUGGACCAAGGAGAGAUGUGUGGAAAAUACAGAACACUUUGCAAUGCUAGUAGAUGAUGAGGAACUGGAGCUAAGAGAGUUACAAGCGGGACCAAAUCCGUUAACUUGCUCUGCACACUUUGCAACCAAUGCAUCGCGUGGUUGUUCGCUUUGUAAAGAUUUGCUAGCCAAGUUCCCUCCAAGUACUGUCACAAUGAGACAACCCUUAUGUGCAACCAUGGAAUUCCUCUCCAGAGCUUGUCAAGAAACUCUUCAAGUUAUACCAAUAUGCUAUUCCAUUCUGGUCAUGGAAGUGCUUAAAGUGACGGGUCUUUACAUAUUACAGCUGACUAUUGAUGGCAGAUUAAUGGUCUUCCAUUUUCUUUGUACUUAUGCUAUAAAAAUUGAUGUAUGUGCUUUCACCUUAGAUGAGUUUGCACAAGCCUUUCAUGAUAAGGACUCCUUGUUGCUUGGCCAAGUACACGUGUCCCUUCUCAAGCUUCUUGUAUCUGAUAUUGACCAGGACCUAAGUAGAGGAUUUUUGCCUCUUGCCAGCAAAAAUCGCAAGUUCUUGGCGUUACUUCACUCGAUUGAAGGUCAAGACUUUGUACUAGACUUCUGGCAAAAGUCACUGAACCUCCUGACAUGGACAGAAAUUACGUCAGGUGUUUGUUGCUGCUGGUUUUGGUUCUAAGCUUGGAACUGUGCCUAAAGGAGCUCUCAACAAGGAAGUCAAUCUUAUGGCAAAGUAUGGAUUAGUUUCUGGUACACUGAAGGGUGAACUGUUCAGUAUUUUGCUGACACAAGGAAUUAGUGGAAUGAAAGUCUCUGAGUUGGCAAAAUCUUCACCUAUUGUUGAGUUGCAUCUUGUGGAUACAACCCAUGACUUAGAGAAUUUAAUAAGCUCGGCACUGUCAAGUGAAGUUGCAUUAUUUGAAAAGAUUUCUUCUUCUGGAUAUCGUCUACGAAUCAAUGCAACCACUAAAGAAGAAGAAGUCAGUCCUUCUGAUUGUGAAGACUUUGGGAGCGUUGAUGAGAUUUCUGAAGUCAGUGGUCGAUGCAAUGAUUCCAAGUGUGAGUCCAUGGAUUCCAGUCCUGCUAGACUUAAA
Molecule: messenger RNA, 1589 nt
Organism: Olea europaea var. sylvestris
Lineage: Eukaryota; Viridiplantae; Streptophyta; Magnoliopsida; Lamiales; Oleaceae
Product: homeobox-DDT domain protein RLT3-like
Exons: 10
Coding region: 545-1174 (209 amino acids)
Biological process (GO): regulation of transcription by RNA polymerase II
Source: RefSeq, a predicted model, not a curated record